AUGACUGAGCGGAAAGUUGCCUCAAAACCGAUUCAGUUCACUGUCAUUCACAACCCGACAAGGUGAUACUACAGAACACAUCGCUUAUUAAUGAAGAAAAACUCUUCUAUAGAAUCGCACUUCGGAAUAGCCUAAAAUAAGACUGAGCUUUUAUGCACGGGAAAGUUACUACUCUUCAACUUUAAUCUUCGGACAUGCCACCUCAAAUGGAUUAUUAUUAUGAAGAAUCCCGCGUCCCCUCUUCAUGCGGAUUGAUAAACCAAGAGGCCGGGUUGGAGAGGGAGUCAGCGCCGGGGUUGGAGAGGGAGCCAGCGGCUAUCAGCUGUAUGCUGGUGGGGGACGGUGCGGUGGGAAAGACAAGCAUGAUAGUCAGUUACACCAGCAAUGGAUACCCAACGGAAUACAAACAGACCGGCUUUGAUGUCUUUUCAGGUCAGGUACAAGUAGGAGGAGCCUCAGUCAGAAUACAACUACUGGACACAGCUGGACAGGAGGUGUUUGACGAUUUCCGCUCCCUCUCCUACUCCCACACGGAUGUCUUCCUGCUCUGCUUCAGUGUGGUCAACCCCACCUCCUUCCACAAUGUCACCCACAAGUGGAUCCCAGAGAUCCGAGCCUGCAACCCCUCAGCUCCCAUCAUCCUCGUGGGCACCCAGUCCGACCUCCUGCUGGACGUCAACGUCCUGAUCAACCUGGCCCGCCGCGGGGUCAAACCGGUGCUGACCAAUCGGGCGCGGAGCGUGGCGGUGAAGAUCAGAGCGGCGGACUAUGUGGAGUGUUCUUCGUUGACGCAGAAGAACUUAAAAGAGGCGUUCGACGCGGCCAUCUUUGCUGCCAUCACACACAAGGCCAGGAAGGAGAAGAAGAGGCGGUUGUCGGACAGACGCAGCAAGGCCUUCUCUAAAUGCAGCUGGAAGAAGUUCUUCUGUUUUAUCUGAGAUGAGAUCCCAUGGGUCCUGGACAGAAUAAUGACUAUUAUUAUUUAUUAACUUAUGAAGACUAAGAACUUGUAGCUUUGGAAUCGUCGCAGAAUUGGUAAAUGAACUGAGUUCUACUGGUAGUCCUGGACUGAAGACAGUGGUAUAGCGUACUUCACUAGCCCUUGCAGGUAACCAAGUAAGAACGGGUACUGAAGCGUAAUAAAGACAAGAGAAAAUCAAAACCCAGGACAUUGAGUACAUCUUGUCAGUGGGACAAGGCUGUCAGGUAAAUGUUGUGAAUUCCUUUGCAUGGUCUGUAUUGGUGCCUUCUCCAACCUGAGAGCUUACUGGGCUGCCUCUGUGUGAUAGUCAGUGGGUUGUGAGAGAGAAGGAUAUUUUUUAGGUCGUCAGGUGUUGGUUGUUAGCCUUUUCUCAUUUGCAUUUUUGCUGCCCAGCCACACAAAACAAGGCCUAUUCAUAUUCAACAGUGUAUGUAGGCUGAAGUCACAGGGCUAGGCUAGGUGCUACCUUCUUACCUGUGUGUGACCUGGGAAUGGCUUCCACAGGCCAUUGUGUUGGUUAGGGUGGCACGUAGCCUAGCGGUUAGGGCAUUGGACCAGCCACUGACGAGGUAAAAAAAAAAUCACACGGCACUUUUUAUUGACUUUAUUUUUUAUUCCACCUUUAUUUAACCAGAUAGGCCAGUUGAGAACAAAUUCUCAUUUACAACUAGGACCUGGCCAAGAUAAAGCAUAAGCAGUGUGACACCAACAACAACAACAGAGUUACACCUGGAAUAAACAAACGUACAGUCAAUAACACAAUAGAAAAAGUCUAUAUACAGUGUGUGCAAAUGGCAUGAGGAGGUAAGGCAAUAAAUAGGCCAUAAUUGCUCCAGGGUCGCGACCCCACUCUCCGAGGGUGUCUCAGGGAGAGUUGGGAUGUGCCAAAAACCCACAUAGGACUAAUAGGAAACAGGACAAAUAUAAACACCCACCAAAUGAAUGAUUUCAAUUAUUAAGCUUUGAUGCCGGGGCGGCAGGGUAGCCUAGUGGUUAGUGUUGGACUAGUAACCGGAAGGUUGCGAGUUCAAACCCCCGAGCUGACAAGGUCGUUCUGCCCCUGAACAGGCAGCUAACCCACUGUUCCGAGGCUGUCAUUGAAAAUAAGAAUUUGUUCUUAACUGUUAACUGCCUAGUUAAAUAAAGGUACACCUCUCACCUACCAACCAAUGUCACAUACAGAUGUUAUUGCUGGUGUUGUGAAAUGCUUUUAAUAUUUUUUUUUAGAACACAUUAAAAAAACAAAAUUCUGCAAAGUUGCCUCUGCAGAAUGUUCUGUUGCGUUUGCAGCCUAAAUGCCUCUGCAGAAUGUUCUGUUGCGUUUGCAGCCUAAAUGCCUCUGCAGAAUGUUCUGUUGCGUUUGCAGCCUAAAUGCCUCUGCAGAAUGUUCGGUUGCGUUUGCAGCCUAAAUGCCUCUGCAGAAUGUUCUGUUGCGUUUGCAGCCUAAAUGCCUCUGCAGAAUGUUCGGUUGCGUUUGCAGCCUAAAUGCCUCUGCAGAAUGUUCUGUUGCGUUUGCAGCCUAAAUGCCUCUGCAGAAUGUUCGGUUGCGUUUGCAGCCUAAAUGCCUCUGCAGAAUGUUCGGUUGGGUUUGCAGCCUAAAUGCCUCUGCAGAAUGUUCGGUUGCGUUUGCAGCCUAAAUGCCUCUGCAGAAUGUUCUGUUGCGUUUGCAGC
This is a messenger RNA of Oncorhynchus keta (chum salmon), 2653 nucleotides long. RefSeq names its product rho-related GTP-binding protein RhoV-like. The coding region runs from base 195 to 938 and encodes 247 amino acids. The record is from RefSeq and is a predicted model, not a curated record. NCBI's taxonomy places the organism in Eukaryota, Metazoa, Chordata, Actinopteri, Salmoniformes, Salmonidae. The transcript is spliced from 3 exons. Gene Ontology annotation, biological process: small GTPase-mediated signal transduction. Gene Ontology annotation, molecular function: GTPase activity; GTP binding.